AUGGUCAAUUCAAACCUACCUUCUUCCACAGCCUUGUCAGAAGCGACAGAAAAUCUAGGUCCAGACACGGAUACAGCCUCGGCGACUUUAGCUCACAUACUGUGGGCUUUAGGAAGUAAUCCUGGAUUUCAAGAAGAGCUGUUCCAGGAUCUUGCCGUGGUGAGUUUUUCCACGGAUAUGACAACUUUAGAGGGUAUACCCAGAUUACGGGCCUGUGUAAAAGAAGGCAUUGGAUGGACUGGUGCAGCUGCCGCCAUGCUUCCUCGUCUUGUACCUGAGGGUGAAGUAGAAUUCUAUGUGCACUUUUUACCGGAAAAGACAGUAAUCAGCUCAUCCCCAAUUUGGUAUCUUCACAAUUCAGUCGCAUUUCUAAGGCCAAAAGAAGUUGAUCCGUACCGAUGGCUUAUGUCUGAUGGAUCGAAAGUUAGAGAUGAUCCUCAACGGGAUAAGUUCUACAUACCAUUCUCCAAGCGUGCGAAUAUUUGCAUGGGCGCAUACCCUAGAGUAUUCCGGCCUGUCGAAUUACCAAAUCGAAGAGCGUCGGUUGCGGCUGUACCCAUUGAACGUUUAGUGGUAGCGCUUGAACCAAGGUUGUGA
Botrytis porri is the source of this 597-nucleotide messenger RNA. RefSeq lists its product as uncharacterized. Gene Ontology annotation, molecular function: oxidoreductase activity, acting on paired donors, with incorporation or reduction of molecular oxygen; heme binding; monooxygenase activity. Bases 1 to 597 code for a protein of 198 amino acids. Lineage: Eukaryota; Fungi; Ascomycota; Leotiomycetes; Helotiales; Sclerotiniaceae. The record is from RefSeq and is a predicted model, not a curated record. The transcript has 3 exons.